Aspergillus wentii DTO 134E9 is the source of this 1716-nucleotide messenger RNA. Its product is annotated as putative MFS alpha-glucoside transporter. Gene Ontology annotation, biological process: transmembrane transport; carbohydrate transport. The record is from RefSeq and is a predicted model, not a curated record. The transcript is spliced from 2 exons. NCBI's taxonomy places the organism in Eukaryota, Fungi, Ascomycota, Eurotiomycetes, Eurotiales, Aspergillaceae. Gene Ontology annotation, cellular component: membrane. Gene Ontology annotation, molecular function: carbohydrate:proton symporter activity. The coding region runs from base 1 to 1716 and encodes 571 amino acids.
AUGGAUCAAACCAAGGCGCCGGACGCCAUUGCGCCUGCGGAGCAGCAGUCACAUGGAUUGCCCGCCAACGGCCGUCGAGAUUCGACAACGUCCAUGUCCAAAAUCAUCGAAGAUGCCAAAAAUGCAACGGAUAAGGAACGCAAGAUGACCCUGUUGCAGGGCAUUAAGACCUACCCCAAGGCCGUUGCUUGGAGUGUCAUUAUCUCGACCUGUAUCGCCAUGGAGGCCUACGAUAUCAGUUUGGUUAACAACUUCUACGCCUUUCCUCAGUUCAACCGCAAAUACGGUGAAUUAAUGGCAGAUGGAACGUAUCAGGUACCGGCCAGGUGGCAAGCAGGUCUUAGCAACGGUGCGUACGUUGGUGAAAUUAUCGGUCUCUUCUUCAAUGGCUGGGCCUCCGAACGAAUUGGUUAUCGCUACACAAUCAUGGCUUGUCUCCUUUUGCUCAGUGCCUUUACAACUAUCUUCUUCACCGCACCAAAUGUUAAAGCUCUUCUGGCCGCCGAGAUCCUAUGCGGUAUCCCAUGGGGUGUUUUCCAGACCUUGACCAUCACCUACGCUUCCGAGGUGUGCCCUGUUGCGUUGCGAGGCUACCUUACAACCUAUGUCAAUUUUUGCUGGGGUCUAGGACAACUUAUCGGUGUCGGUGUGAUAAAAUCAAUGUUGAAACGGGACGAUCAAUGGGCCUACCGAAUUCCCUAUUCACUGCAAUGGAUGUGGCCGGCUCCGCUGCUCAUAGGGAUCUUUUUAGCUCCCGAAUCGCCAUGGUGGCUGGUCAGAAGGGGCCGGAUUGAGGAUGCCAAGCGAUCGCUUUAUCGCUUGACCAGUGUCAACAGAGAAACGGAUUUUGACGCAGAUGAAACUAUCGCCAUGAUGGUCCAUACAACCGCCUUGGAGGAGAAGAUCACAAAGGGAGCCAGCUACAUGGACUGUUUCAGAGGAACGGAUCUACGCCGGACGGAGAUUGUCUGUAUGGCUUGGGCUAUGCAGAAUUUAAGCGGCAACUCUUUCUCGAAUUAUUCUACCUACUUUCUGGAGCAAGCAGGAUUGAGCUCUUCCUCCUCCUACUCCUUUGCAAUGGGCCAGUACGGCAUCAACAUGGUUGCUGUGUUUGGCUCAUGGUUCCUUAUGACCUUGGGUUGUGGCCGAAGGUCUCUUUAUCUGUACGGUCUGUGUGGUCUCUGCGCCAUGUUGCUCGUGAUGGGAUUCCUCGGGCUUGUUCCCGACCAACACAGAGACCAAGCAUCCCUCGCCACGGGCUGCAUGAUGAUUAUCUGGGCCCUAUUUUACCAAUUGACUGUCGGAACCGUGGCCUACUCAAUCGUGGCUGAAGUAUCCACCCGCCGCCUCCAGAUCAAGACAGUCGUCCUAGGCCGCAACCUGUACAACGUCGUCGCCAUCAUCUCUGGUGUUCUAACUCCCUACAUGCUCAACCCCAGCGCCUGGAACUGGGGCAACUAUGCCGGCUUUUUCUGGGGAGGUCUCUGCUUCCUUUGUAUCAUCUACACCUACUUCCGGCUUCCUGAACCCAACGGCCGCUCCUUCGCCGAGCUCGACGUCCUCUUCGAACGUGGAGUCAGUGCCCGCAAAUUCGCCAGUACCGAGGUCAACGUCUUCGAAGAAACCAUUGAGGGCCGAGUUAUUGACGACUUCCAAACCAAGAAGGCGACGGCAGACGUAACGCAGGUGGAAAAAGAUGCUGCCGGUUCGACGUGA